GUGAAAGGCAUCACAGGAAGCUGCUGAAUUUCUUCACUGAAUUUCUUCAAGAUGUUGAGGAUCACUCUGUGUUUGUCAUUCGGUGUGUUUCUGUGGGGAUUUGCUUCAUGCUCUAUCACGUGUCCUGAUGGGAGUACUUGUUCAGACAAUACCACCUGCUGCAAGGCUAAUAUCGGAUAUGGCUGCUGCCCAUAUCCAAAUGCCAUGUGCUGUGCCGACCUGCUCCACUGCUGCCCUUCAGGAUAUCGCUGUAACCUGGCUACCAUGAAUUGUGAGAAAUUAGACCAGCCGUGGCUGACCAUACCCAUGGUGAAGAAGGAGGCUGCGGAGAAACCAGCCCCCCCUGAACUGCCUGGAACUCCACUCCAGGAGCUGAAAGAGAGCCACGUCCCAGAUCAAAUAAAGAGUUCAGUGGUCUACUGUGACAGUUACACCUACUGUCCUGAUGGUACUACUUGCUGCAGACACCCACAAGGAGGCUGGACCUGUUGUCCCUACUCUCCUGGCAAAUGUUGUCUGGAUGGCUACCACUGUUGUCCAUUUGGAUUUGACUGUGACCGAACCUACCAGCACUGUGUGAGGGAAAAACUCACAUAUCCUUUCCUCCGCAAGCCAGCACUACCUUCAGGACCUGCGUCCUUCAUCCCAUCUUCAGAGGACAAAGAAAACUAGAAGAAGGGACACAGGAAGCAGAUUUUCAGCUGUUGUGACUAUAGAUGUACCUGCAACCCCUCCUGCGUUAUGGUAACACAUGCUGAGAUGGCUUUAAAGUCCACUGUGAUAGAUUUUUUUGGUUAUUUUUGUUAAACAUUGUCCUAAAAUUCUUUUUGCCAUGCUGAAGAAUAGUACACAGGUGUAAAAAAUUGUGAAAAUUAAAUCUUAUACUUUCAAAUGAACAUUUAAUUUCUUUUUGUUUUAAUUUGUCAGAAGGUUCAAUAAAUCCUCCACUUUCAGAAAAUUUUAAUUUUCUGGCAAUUAUUUCAUGGAUGAAGCUUUACAGGGUUAAGUUAAUGUUACUGCAUAUUAUGUAAUGGAGAGUCACCAAUUAUUGCUUUAGUAAUGGAAAUGUGCUUUUUAUCUAUUCCAUUGUCUUAUAUUGCCCCUGUGACUGAGUGUCAGUGAGUAUAGACCAGCAUGUUGAAUUUAAGGUAGUAAGGUGAAAGGCUUCUGAUUUGUUUUAUGGUUUCUUCCUUCCUUUGUGUACUUUUCACACUUGACCAAUAAAAAUAACAUC
Messenger RNA from Pelmatolapia mariae (spotted tilapia), 1234 nucleotides. RefSeq names its product progranulin-like. The coding region runs from base 52 to 672 and encodes 206 amino acids. Lineage: Eukaryota; Metazoa; Chordata; Actinopteri; Cichliformes; Cichlidae. Gene Ontology annotation, cellular component: extracellular region. The transcript is spliced from 5 exons. The record is from RefSeq and is a predicted model, not a curated record.